Daphnia pulicaria is the source of this 2620-nucleotide messenger RNA. RefSeq names its product cullin-5-like (gene Cul5). The record is from RefSeq and is a predicted model, not a curated record. Lineage: Eukaryota; Metazoa; Arthropoda; Branchiopoda; Diplostraca; Daphniidae. The transcript is spliced from 16 exons. Gene Ontology annotation, molecular function: ubiquitin protein ligase binding. Gene Ontology annotation, cellular component: Cul5-RING ubiquitin ligase complex; SCF ubiquitin ligase complex. The coding region runs from base 105 to 2453 and encodes 782 amino acids. Gene Ontology annotation, biological process: protein ubiquitination; SCF-dependent proteasomal ubiquitin-dependent protein catabolic process.
UCCGAUUAACCGGUUAACUUCGACAGCCUACUGGUAGAGUGUGUGUGUGAGCCGAUGUUAAGAACAAGAGCACUGAAAAACGGCUAGACCAUCAAGAAAUAGAAAUGGCAGCAUCAAUGUGGAAGGAUAAAGGACAAUUGGUAUUUGAAGAACAAUGGCCUCUUAUGAGACCAACAAUUUUGAAACUGUUACGUCAAGAGCCUGUUAGUCGAGCUGAAUGGCAUGAACUGUUUUGGUCUGUACACAUGGUGUGUUUGUGGGAUGAAAAAUCACAUGCCAAAAUGUACAAGGCAUUGCAGGAUGAUAUUCUGGAAUUCAUCAAGCAAGCACAGACAAGAGUACUAACUCAUGAAGAAGACCAGUCACUGUUGAGGGCUUACAUCAGUGAAUGGCGUAAAUUUUUUACCCAGUGCUCAUAUUUGCCCAUGCCUUUCUUCCAGCUUGAAACUGCACUUCAAGGUAAAACACACAACUCAAUACAGAAAAAGCCCCAGCAAAACACUGAUGACAGUCUAGUCAGAAAGCUAAUGUUGGAUUCCUGGAACUUUAGUAUUUUCUCCAACAUUAAAAACCGAUUACAAGACUCAGCAAUGAAAUUAGUCCAUGCUGAAAGAAAUGGAGAAGCCUUUGACUCACAGUUGGUCAUUGGAGUGAGAGAGUCCUAUGUUAACCUUUGUUCAAAUUCUGAAGAUAAGUUGACCAUUUAUAUGGAUAACUUUGAGAGGGCUUAUAUAGAUUCCACCGAAGCUUUUUACAAGUUGAAAGCUCCUCAAUAUUUGGAAAUCAAUGGUGUUCAGAAUUACAUGAGAUACGCAGAAUCGAAACUACGCGAAGAGGAGCAGAGAGCCAAUAAAUAUCUAGAAUCGUGUUCUAUUGCUACUCUUAACGGAUGUUGCGUAAAUGUCUUGGUAACAGCCUUCAAGGAAACCAUUCUAGCUGAAUGUUCUUCUAUGAUUAAGCAAGACGAAACUCAAAAAUUGCGUAUGAUGUUCCGGUUGAUGGAUCGAGUCUCCGAUGGAAUUGCACCUAUGCUAAAAUAUUUAGAAGAUCACAUUAUUCACGCAGGAUUGGCGGAUAUGAUGGUGGCAGCUGAAUUAAUUACCCAAGAUUCUGAAAAAUAUGUGGAACGACUUUUGACACUGUUCAAUCAGUUUAGCCUCUUGGUUAAGGAAGCUUUCGACGAUGACCCGCGGUUCCUUACUGCUCGUGAUAAAGCUUAUAAACAUGUUGUGAAUGAUACUUCAGUCUUUCGAUUAGAUUUACCCACUCGAUUGCAAGGACCUGGCUCCAGCGGAGGAGUCAAAACCCAACCUGAAUCUCGUUGCCCAGAGCUGCUAGCUAAUUUCUGUGACAUGCUUCUGCGUAAGACACCUUUAAGCAAAAAACUCACUUCCGAUGAAAUUGAAAGCAAACUAAAGGAUGUGCUACUUGUUCUGAAAUACGUUCAAAACAAAGAUGUGUUCAUGCGGUUCCACAAAGCGCAUUUAACUAGAAGAUUGAUCUUGGACACCUCAGCUGACAGCGAAAAAGAAGAAAACAUGGUUGAAUGGUUGAGAGAAGUUGGCAUGCCAGCCGACUAUGUUCACAAGCUUGCCCGUAUGUUCCAAGAUAUCAAGAUCAGCGAAGACUUGAAUCAACAAUUCAAAGAGGAAUAUAGGAAGACAAAAGGAAGCAUUGCUGACUCGAUCAACAUAAAAAUCCUGAAUGCUGGAGCUUGGGCUCGUGGAUCUGACCGAGUGACAGUGUCGUUGCCGUUGGAGUUGGAAGACUACAUACCAGAAGUGGAAGAUUUCUACAGGAAAAAGCAUAGUGGACGAAAACUCCAGUGGCAUCAUCAUAUGUCAAAUGGAACUAUUCAGUUUGCCAAUUCAGUUGGAAGAUUUGAUCUGGAUGUUACAACAUUUCAAAUGGCUGUCCUAUUUGCGUGGAACGAACGACCGAAAGAAAAAAUUUCUCUUGAAAACUUGCGUUUAGCAACUGAGUUGCCUGAUGCGGAACUUCGACGAACUCUUGGGUCUUUGGUGGCUUUUCCAAAACUGAAACGACAGUUGUUAAUAUGCCAACCGGAAGUCCAAUCCGCAAGAGAUUUCACUGAAAACUCUAUUUUUUCUGUCAAUCAAGACUUCAGUCUAAUAAAAAAUGGAAAAGUUCAAAAGCGGGGUAAGAUUAAUUUAAUUGGUCGUCUCCAGCUGUCUACCGAGAAAAGUAAAGAAGAAGAAAACGAAGGCAUUGUACAGUUGCGCAUUUUGCGCACUCAGGAGGCUAUAGUCAAAAUUCUGAAAAUGAGGAAACAGAUUAGCAAUGCCCAGUUGCAGACUGAGCUUGUUGAAAUUUUGAAGAAUCUUUUCAUCCCCUCGAAGAAAAUGAUAAAAGAACAAGUGGAGUGGCUGAUAGAACAUCGUUAUAUGAAACGUUCUGAAAAGGAUAUUAAUACCUUUAUUUAUCUAGCCUAAUAAUAACAAUAUUACGGAAACUGUACAGUUGAAUCUAAUUAAGUUUCAUAUGUACAUCUUUCUUCUCUUUUGCAAUUUUUCUUAACUCCUUACUUAUUCCUUGGUCAAGCCAAAAUCCUGUCGUGUAAAUAUUUUCGAUAAAAAUAAAAUUGCGAUCGGCGAUGUCA